Molecule: messenger RNA, 1710 nt
Organism: Micromonas pusilla CCMP1545
Lineage: Eukaryota; Viridiplantae; Chlorophyta; Mamiellophyceae; Mamiellales; Mamiellaceae
Exons: 1
Coding region: 1-1710 (569 amino acids)
Molecular function (GO): DNA binding
Source: RefSeq, a predicted model, not a curated record
AUGAGCCCGCCGAAGGGCACUACUAAGAUCCCGUCCUCGUACAUCCGCGAGAGCCUCCUCAACGACGGGACGACGAAGUAUCACGUCCGCGCGUACGACGCGGUCGAGCGCAAGGCUGUCGCGAUCGGGACGUACGCGACGAUGACGGAGGCGGAGCGCGCGUUCGCGGCCGCGACGGAGCCGGGAGGACGGCUCGCGAGAGACGACGCGAUGCCGGGCUGGGGCGCUUCACCGAUCGCCGCGGCGAAGGAGGAGCCGAGCGUCCCCGCGGCGCCGAGGGCGGCGAUCGUCGCGCCCGCGGCGCCGCCCGAGCGAUGGAUCCCGGCGUUCGCUCCCGCGCCCGCGCCGGUUCAAGUCGCGCCGGCGAAGACCGAGGCGCCGUCAGCCUCCGCGCUCGCCGCCGCCGAGCUCGCCGCCCCGCCCGCGGUCGCGCCGCUGCGCUUCGUGAUGAAGCCGCCGCCGCCGGUGGAGCAGCCCCCCGCGGCGCCGGCGCCGACGCUCAAGUUCGUGAUCAAACCGCCGCGGUCGCCGCCGCCGGAGGAGGACGGCGAGAAGAAAGCGGCGGCGGCGACGACGGCGGCGGCGGCGGAGGGAGAAACCGAAAACGCCGCCGCCGCCGCGGACGCGAAACCGGACGCCGCGAUGGACGCCGCGCGCGAAAACCCGGAGAGGUACCAGGGCACGGCGACGACGAACGAGUGGAAGCGCCCGCCGCUGAGCGAGUGUUCCCCGGAAGACUUCAUGCUCGAUUUUUUCCGCUUCCACGAGUCGCGCGGCGACGACUGGGAGAUCGUCUGGGACAUCCUCGACAACGCGCUGCGACGCAGCGGGCGCCCGCACGACACGUUGGGCCUGUACAGACAGGUGUGCGCGCGAGGCGGGUUCAUCAGCCGCGAGAGCGCCAAGGCGCGCAUAAAAAUGCCAGAAGUCUUCGGCCACCUCUUCAACUACUGGAUCGGACACACGUACACGGACAUCGGAAACAACCUCCUGAACGUGUACGAAAGGUAUUUCCUCCCGUACGAGGUCGCGCACCCGGAGGACACCCCCGAGCAGACGACACCGUGCGUCGCGUGCGCGCGCGUCGUCCACGCCGGGGGCGACGCCGUCCCGAUGUACGCGCAGUCGACGUGGAUCGAGUGCGACGCGUGCGGCGAGCGCAGGCACGAGUGCUGCGCGUCGCGGGACGAUCACGUCAGGAGCGCGGAGCGCGACGGCGGGAGAGCGACGUCGUACGUGUGCGAGAAGUGCGCGCCCGAUCCGGGUCCGGGGACGAGCUCGACCGUCGGCGUGGAGCUCUCGAUCGCGGGCGAACGCGUCGUCGUGCGCGCGGUGGAGUCUCCCGGCGGCGGCGGCGGCGGCGGCGGCGGCGGCGACGUCGCGGCGGCGGCGAAACGGAAACGCGACGCCGCGGACAAGGCGGCGAGGGCGAAGAUGGACGAGCACUUCGAGCGGUACCUCGCGAUGCAGCGUCGGCGCGGGCGCGCGUACGACGCGAACCACGUGCGGCCGGUGCGAGCGGAGCUGCCCGGAUUGCCGAUAUCGAAAAAGUUCGACAAGGGACCCGGCGCGGGCGGAGGAUCGGGCGCGGGGGGCGGAGACGCGGGGGGCGCCGCGCCCGGUCGUUUGCCCGGGCUCGGGCUGCUUCACCACGCCCAGGGCGUCGGCGGGUAUUCGGGCGUGCUCAGCAUGUUGAAGCCCGCGCAGUGA